Molecule: messenger RNA, 1801 nt
Organism: Gossypium raimondii (Peruvian cotton)
Lineage: Eukaryota; Viridiplantae; Streptophyta; Magnoliopsida; Malvales; Malvaceae
Product: probable serine protease EDA2
Exons: 12
Coding region: 130-1599 (489 amino acids)
Biological process (GO): proteolysis
Cellular component (GO): vacuole
Molecular function (GO): dipeptidyl-peptidase activity; serine-type exopeptidase activity
Source: RefSeq, a predicted model, not a curated record
UGCCUACAACACGAUUAAUAAAUCUGGUUUCCUGUUGCUAUCUUUUGACAGUCAACAAAGAGAACAACCUUAGCUCCCAAGAAUUUAAGACACAAACAACCCCACCAAUUUCUCAAAGUAGGGCUGGCAAUGGGGAUGAUGAGGCUUUCCAAAUGCUUGGUGUCGUUGUUGUUUCUUGUGGCUCUGUCGGGAUUCACCCAUGGAUUUGUGAUGUCGCCUCGCACUUUGCUUAACCGCUUCUCUCAAAACAGCAAUUAUUAUUUAACCACUGAAGAGCACUGGUUCGAUCAGACUCUCGAUCACUAUUCUCCUUACGACCACCGGCAAUUUAAGCAACGUUACUAUGAAUUCCUUGACUACUUUCAAGUUCCCGAUGGACCCAUUUUCUUAAAAAUUUGUGGGGAGUCUUCGUGCAAUGGCAUAAGCAAUGACUAUCUCGGCGUUUUGGCCAAGAAGUUUGGGGCUGCCGUGGUUUCACUUGAGCAUCGUUACUAUGGGAAAAGCAGCCCUUUUAAGUCACACACAACGGAAAAUCUGAAAUAUCUUUCAUCUAAGCAGGCUCUCUUUGACUUGGCUGUUUUCCGUCAAUGGUAUCAGGAAUCCUUAAACUUGAAGCGAAGUAAAACAGGUGCUGAGAAUUCAUGGUUUGUUUUUGGCAUUUCAUACUCUGGUGCUCUUAGUGCAUGGUUUCGUCUUAAGUUUCCUCAUUUAACAUGUGGAAGCCUGGCAAGUUCUGGUGUUGUUCUUGCUGUUUACAACUACACUGAUUUUGAUAAGCAGGUUGGUGAGUCAGCUGGUCCUGAAUGCAAAGCCGUGUUACAAGAAAUCACUGAACUUGUUGAUCGAAGUCUUGAAUCAAACAGAAAAGAACUGAAGAAGCAGUUUGGCGCAGCUGAGCUUGAGAUUGAUGGUGAUUUCCUUUAUUUCCUGGCAGAUGCAGCUGUUAUUGCGUUUCAAUACGGAAAUCCGGAUGCAUUAUGCACCCCUCUUGUUGAAGCAAAAAAGGCUGGAGAGGAUUUGGUGGCUGUCUAUGCCAAAUAUGUCAAAGACUUCUACGUUGGAACUUUUGGUGUCAGUGUUGAAACUUAUAAUCAGAAUCACUUGAAGAACACUGCUGUUAAUGAAGGUAGUUCCGAUCGGCUAUGGUGGUUUCAAGUGUGUACUGAAGUGGCCUAUUUCCAGGUGGCACCCUCAAAUGAUAGCGUCCGCUCUUCCAAAAUUAAUACAAAAUACCACUUGGAUCUUUGCAAGAACGUCUUUGGAGAAGGCAUCUACCCAGAGGUUGAUAUGACAAAUAUAUACUAUGGAGGAACAAAAAUUGCAGGUUCAAAAAUCGUUUUUACAAAUGGCUCACAGGAUCCAUGGCGCCAUGCUUCCAAACAGACAUCAUCGCCAGACAUGCCUUCGUACAUUAUUACUUGUCAUAAUUGCGGCCAUGGAACUGAUAUGCGAGGAUGUCCCCAAUCGCCUUUAAGCAUUGAAGGUAAUGCUGAGAACUGCAGCGCCCCUGAUGCAGUGAACAAGGUGAGGCAAAAGAUGAUAGAACACAUCGACUUGUGGUUGUCUGAGUGCAAGGGCACGGGUAGGAGCUCCAUGUAAACUUGUCGGGCAUAAACCCAGAUAUGUAAAUGCAAACCCAUAAAUAAACCAUUAUGUUUUUGUAUGUGACGUUAUGAACAGAACUGACAGCCAAGGCAUUGCCGGUGUUAUUCGUCUGUAACAUGUACUUUACACUCAGUUCCCUUUUCAUGUAAUACAUGUCUGGCAUCAUAAUAAUCAAAGAACAAUAUUUGCAUGGCUU